Messenger RNA from Cooperia oncophora, 489 nucleotides. NCBI's taxonomy places the organism in Eukaryota, Metazoa, Nematoda, Chromadorea, Rhabditida, Trichostrongylidae. The record is from the annotation of a GenBank genome assembly.
AUGAGCAGUACGCAAGAUCGAAAGACCGGGGUUCAAGUCGGGGUAGCUGACGAUCCCGAAGAGCCAAACGUUGAGGAAAAUCACGGUGAAGCAAUGUUUUCGUGGGAACGGCGUCCACAAAUGGAUAUCGACAAAUUUCGGAUACACGAUCUCGACGGGGCAACAGAAGUUCGUCGAGGAGCUGGUGGACAACCAAUGGCCAUAGAGAGCUGCAAGGGUAGCAACUUACUUGUGCUCGACCACACGUCCACAAUAACGGUCGACGAUUGCUCAGAUUGCUUGAUAGUGUUAGCUCCUUGUGCUGGCAGUGUUUUCCUACGAGACUGUCAAUCAUGUACGGUACUGGUGGCCUGCCAACAACUUCGAACAAGAGACUGCCAUACGUUACACAUCGCUCUCCACUGCGCUACACAGCCGAUCAUCGAAGAGACUUCGAAUGCCAUUUUUCAUCCGCUGGCAUUGCACUACGACUCGUUUGUCGGUAAGUGA